CUAGGCCUACAGUGUUGCUGUGCGGAAUCGAAAUUUCUAUUUGAAGCUCUUCGCUGCUAUAAACCCUAAUUUGAUUCUUGCAAGUUGCAAUGGGUUGUGGUUCUUCUCGUCUGGAUAGGACUUCUGGGCGGUUGAAUGGACUUAACAAUUCAGAGAAUGCUAGUGCGCACGAUGCUAAAAAUCUUCGUGUGAAGCUGGUUCUAUUAGGUGAUUCAGGUGUUGGUAAAAGUUGCAUUGUUCUUCGCUUUGUUCGUGGGCAGUUUGAUCCAACAUCCAAGGUGACUGUUGGAGCUUCGUUCUUGUCUCAGACAAUAGCUUUGCAAGAUUCUACAACCGUGAAGUUUGAGAUAUGGGACACUGCUGGACAAGAGAGGUAUGCAGCAUUGGCUCCACUAUAUUACCGAGGAGCUGGAGUUGCAGUUAUUGUCUAUGAUAUAACAAGCCCUGAGUCAUUCACUAAGGCACAGUAUUGGGUCAAGGAACUACAAAAACAUGGGAGCCCGGAUAUAGUCAUGGCAUUGGUUGGGAACAAAGCUGAUCUUCAUGAGAAGAGAGAAGUACCUGCUCAGGAUGGCAUUGACUAUGCUGAGAAGAAUGGAAUGUUCUUUAUUGAGACAUCUGCAAAGACAGCUGAUAAUAUAAAUGAGCUGUUUGAGGAAAUUGCUAAGCGACUUCCCCGCCCCUCUCAAGUCCAACCUUCUCAACCGGCCUCAUGAUUGGUGGCCAUUGAGACUGGAUUAAUCAGACAGCUUCCAAUAUUACUAGAAUUGCCUGUUAUGACGUCAAUACUGUGAAUAUUGUUGUGUAUUUUAGUGUUUCCCCUAUUCUGUGAGUGUAAUUCUGAGUCUGAUUCAUAUAUUUCAGAUUUUAAUAUCAUGACACAAAUCAUACUUCUCCAUUUGAAUUGUAGUAUGAUGUCUCAAGAAAUGUUACAUAUAUUU
Rubroshorea leprosula is the source of this 941-nucleotide messenger RNA. The record is from the annotation of a GenBank genome assembly. Lineage: Eukaryota; Viridiplantae; Streptophyta; Magnoliopsida; Malvales; Dipterocarpaceae.